GUAAAAUACCUAUAUCAUGUCGUCUCUGUCACGUUGAAUCAUGUUGCGCAGUCUUUAGUCCGGUGGCGUUGAUAGGAGAACGCGUCUUGACGCAGCGUCGUCGAGUCACAUUACAUUUUCCCAACCUAGAAGCUCAACCGCGACACAAACCCAAACAUGCCAUACUCACAUCAUAGCCACUCUGGCCAGUUCUGUGGCCAUGCAAAGGACACGCUUGAACAGGUCAUCCAGGCAGCCAUAGCCAAAGGCUUCCAUACCUUUGCGCUAACAGAGCAUAUACCCCGGCCAAUCGAAGACUUCUACCCCGGAGAAGCUGAGUCGCACACGGUUGAGAGCCUUGCCAAGCUAUUCGACGACUUCAUUGUCGAAGCCAACCGGCUGAGGGAUAAAUACUCGAGCCAGAUACAGAUCCUGAUUGGCUUUGAAUCAGAAUGGAUUCGCCCGUCGACCCUGGAGCUGAUUCAGAGCGUCCGCGAAAAAUAUCCGUUUGACUUUUUCAUGGGCUCUGUCCACCAUGUCCAUACGAUACCCAUCGACUACGACCGCAAGAUGUACGAGCAGGCGAGGGACAAGGCGGGCGGGACAGACGAGAGGUUGUUUGAAGACUAUUUCGAUUCUCAAUUGGAGAUGCUGCAGGCGCUGCGACCCCCAGUCGUCGGGCACCUGGACCUCAUCCGUCUGCUGAGCGAUCACCGCGACGAUGGGUUCAAAGGUAUGGCUGGUGUUUGGCAAAAGAUUGAGCGAAACCUGGAAUUCAUUGCUUCAUAUGGCGGUCUGCUCGAACUCAACUCUGCCGGGUUGCGCAAAGGUCUGGCCGAGCCGUAUCCGUGCUUGCCAAUAUGUCAGAUGUUCCUUCGCAUGCGAGGCGGUUUCGUCAUGUCUGACGACAGCCAUGGAAUCGAUCAUAUUGGCACAAACUAUGCGUGGCUUCUUGCCUUCAUCCAGACUGUAGGCACUGACCGCAUACACUAUGUCGAGCGGGCCGAGCAAGGUAAAGGCACUCGCUUCGCCAGCAUUGCUCUGACCGACCUGGUGCAGUUGCCAUUUUGGGAGAAACCAAACUGAGGUUGGCUUCGUCAUGGCCCGACUUUUGGUGCGCCGCUGACGAGGGUUCGCUCUUGUGCUGAACGUUGCGGGUCUUACGACCGGAGCAAUAGCCUUGUGGAAUAUUGUGCAACGGUGGUUUUAGGGUACCUACAUUACAAGCAAUGCGCAACCUUUUCAUUGGAC
Messenger RNA from Bipolaris sorokiniana ND90Pr, 1230 nucleotides. RefSeq lists its product as uncharacterized. NCBI's taxonomy places the organism in Eukaryota, Fungi, Ascomycota, Dothideomycetes, Pleosporales, Pleosporaceae. The coding region runs from base 157 to 1065 and encodes 302 amino acids. Gene Ontology annotation, biological process: L-histidine biosynthetic process. The transcript is spliced from 2 exons. The record is from RefSeq and is a predicted model, not a curated record. Gene Ontology annotation, cellular component: cytoplasm. Gene Ontology annotation, molecular function: histidinol-phosphatase activity.